CACUUCCGGUGAGAGCUGCUGCAGAGCUUGAUGAUUCGGGGGAUGUGGUGUUUUUCUUGUACUUGAUAAACAGUGGUUUGUAGAUGUAAACACCUCCGAAGACACCAACAGCUACUGUAAGCAUCAACUGCCAAGUGGGAAUAUUACGAGGACGACGGAUUCUCAUUUAUCCAGCUGAGAGAAGUUGUCCAGGAAGGAAGAGAUAACUUUCAAAACACGCCGGUUCCUAACCUCUUUUGUGUCAAAGUGGAAAUUGACUGGAGGUAAUGUGACUUUAUAAGGUUUCCUUUGGCGCCAAAAUCCUCUUCUUUUAUAAAUAAUCAUAUUUUUUGUGUUUUAUUUAUUUUUAUAAAGUAGAUAAACUAUAAAAGAAAAAUACACAAAUUAUGCCUAAUAAAAUAUUAAAUUGGCGUCAAGAAAAAAAAUUACACCACCCAAUUAUUACAUUAAUUACACAAGACACAUUAUAUUACGUGCCCGUGGCGUAUUUUAAUAUCACUGUCGUUUGUUGUUUUGAAGUUUUUGGAAGUUGAAAUUAUAUAAUUUUUGCGGUGAUUUUUGUAAUUUAGAACCUUCCAAAAUGAAAAUAACUACCACCCUCCAGUGCUUGCAGACUCACCCCUACCUCCGACGUCUUGGGAGUCGCCGAUUCUUCUCGAAGUCAUCCUCCUGGCCAAAGAGUGUUCGCAUCGUGGAGGUGGGACCCCGCGAUGGGCUCCAGAAUGAACCAAAAAUCCUUCCAGCUGCCACCAAAAUUGAGUUAAUCAAUCGACUUUCAGAGACUGGCCUCAAAACCAUUGAAGCGACAAGCUUUGUAAGCCCCAAAUGGGUACCUCAGAUGGCGGAUAACAUGGAGGUACUGAAGGGGAUUGUAAAGAAGGCAGGAGUAUCCUAUCCAGUCUUAACGCCAAAUAUCAAGGGAUUUGAGGCUGCUCUGGCUGCUGGGGCCACCGAGGUAGCUGUGUUUGGGGCUGCUUCGGAAAGUUUCUCCCAGAAGAAUACGAACUGCUCAACGGCGGAGAGCAUUGAACGUUUCCGAGUGGUUCUGGAUGCUGCCAAGAAGGCAAAUGUUCGUGUUCGAGGGUACGUGUCAACGGUGAUAGGGUGUCCCUAUGAGGGUGCUAUUGAACCCCAAGCUGUAGCGCGUGUAUCAAAGCAAUUGUUAGAUAUGGGAUGUUAUGAGAUCAGCUUAGGUGACACCAUUGGUGUGGGAACUCCGGGAACAAUGUCGAAGAUGUUGCAGGAGGUGCUCAAGGUCAUUCCGGCGGAUAAAUUGGCAGUCCACUGUCACGACACCUACGGGCAAGCUCUUGCAAAUAUCCUCACCUCACUCGAAUAUGGCAUAAGUGUUGUAGAUUCAUCAGUUUCAGGACUCGGUGGUUGUCCCUAUGCUCGAGGAGCAUCCGGAAAUGCCGCCACUGAAGAUGUUGUCUACAUGCUCCAUGGAUUGGGUAUUGAAACGGGUGUUGAUCUUGAAAAAUUAGUCAAUGUUGGUAAAUUUAUUUGCGAAGAAUUGGGACGUCCGUCUGAAUCGAAAGUCAAUCGCGCCAUGAGGAAGACUAAGCCUUCCCAAUAGAGCGUGUGCGAGAAAGCUCAAAGUGUCCUCCAGAACUGUGAAGAUUUCUGCAUUUACAAAGGUAACGCAUGUGAUUCCUUCUUACCAUGUCUCUAAUAUUGUAUAUAGUAAAGGAAAAUGUAUAGGAGAAAAGAUUUUAGAUGAGAAGAAGAGCCUGAGAGAGUUUUUUUUAUUGCAUAAACGGCAAACAGACGGACAUAAUCUUAUCUGUAGUGAAAUAAAAUUUCGUGCAUUGUCUAUUUGAUGUGUUUGGUGGAGAGGAAAAACAAACACUAUACGGAUGGGGCAGUGCGAUAUCAGUUUCAGGAUGAAGCGCGCUCCCCUCGAAGUGUCUUUCUAACUAGAAGAAGGUCUCUCCUCUUAUAAAGUUAAAAGUGACCAGACAUUCCUUACCGACAGGACGGACCUUUCAGAAUUCUUUGCCGGUUUUUGAUAUUUCAAUCCAAAGUUAGUUUUUUUUCAAUUUUUUUUCACUGGGUUUUUGUUAAAAUAUUUGUUAAAGAAAAAUUCAUUGCAAAUUAAAAAAUGUUUUUUUUAAGGUGUGUUUGGAAAAAUUGAAUUUUGGGAAAUAUAAUAAUUUUAUAUGAGCAUA
This is a messenger RNA of Lutzomyia longipalpis, 2168 nucleotides long. RefSeq names its product hydroxymethylglutaryl-CoA lyase, mitochondrial. Gene Ontology annotation, biological process: ketone body biosynthetic process; L-leucine catabolic process. Bases 581 to 1576 code for a protein of 331 amino acids. Gene Ontology annotation, molecular function: hydroxymethylglutaryl-CoA lyase activity. Lineage: Eukaryota; Metazoa; Arthropoda; Insecta; Diptera; Psychodidae. The record is from RefSeq and is a predicted model, not a curated record. The transcript has 3 exons.